AUGGAAGCCCUCAGCACUUUGAUGGGUAUCAUGCUUUCCAACUUGGAGGCCUUUUCAUCCAGCAGAGCUUGCCAACUCGUUCAAACCCGACAUCAUUCCAGUCCUGGUGUCGUUUACAAUCUAAAUAGUGCCGGCUUCAUAUUCGGCCGCCUGUCGUGGGCCGAUAAACAGAGACAGGGACAACCGCUGCUCGAUGCGGUCGAGCUUCUUCAAGCGGCAAUUCCUUUCUCGUUCAUCCAAACUUUCCCAGACUGCCACGUUCCGUUGAUUUUCAGCGAAAGGCAUGGUCGCGGAUCCUGGGAUGAUUUCAUAGAUCUGACGUGUACUGCCGGGUGGUUCACUACUCUGUUGCCAGUGGAGGUCCUUGUCGAUAAAUCCGGCGACUUGAAAACCAUGGUUCGUGUCGUGAAGGAAGUUCGACGCGGAGCUGCGAAGAAUUGGGUGGCUGGCGGCAUUGAUAUGAUGGAAAUCGGUUUCAACUUCGCCGGGUUAUUUCAACACAUUGAGAGCCCGGAUUCGCUUUUCAGGCUGAAACCCAUGAGCAGCCAAAGCUUGUUUGAUGGUGCGGAGGAGCUUUUAGUGGCUGGAGAUAAAAUUCAGUUGUUCGCCCUUGGAGGCCGUCUUCAGUUUCAUUUCACGCUUCCUCGCGGUCUCAAUCAAGCACGCGACCUAGACCCGUGUGUGGGACAUCUAAAGAAGUGCCAGGAUAUCUUGACCAAUGAAUACCAAGCCGUGUGA
Messenger RNA from Coccidioides immitis RS, 738 nucleotides. RefSeq lists its product as uncharacterized. NCBI's taxonomy places the organism in Eukaryota, Fungi, Ascomycota, Eurotiomycetes, Onygenales, Onygenaceae. The transcript has 3 exons. The record is from RefSeq and is a predicted model, not a curated record. Bases 1 to 738 code for a protein of 245 amino acids.